AUUACACUCCAAAACAACAUGGCCAACUUCAAAACAUUUUUCUUUUUCUCUUCUUCCAUUCUAUUAUUGCUUAUACCUUCUUGUUUAGCUUACAAUGUGGUUAGUUUUGGAGCUAGAGGAGAUGGAAAGACAGACUCAACCGCGCCAUUUCUUCGUGCGUGGAUGUCUGCUUGCAGCUCAACUAGUCCUUCCAACGUGUACGUUCCUAGGGGAACAUACGUUAUAAGGCCAGUGACAUUCACUGGCCCAUGCCGGAGCAGAAUUGAGUUCCGGAUUAAUGGAACUAUCGUUGCUCCGACAGAUUAUAAUGUCAUUGGAGGUUCUAGCUUUUGGAUUUUGUUUUAUAAAGUUAGUAGGCUUUCUGUCUAUGGUGGAACAAUUGAUGCCAAAGGACAUAGUUUUUGGUCUUGUAGAAGAUCUGGUCAUUCUUGCCCUCCUGGAGCUAGGUCAAUAACAUUCUUGUGGUGUAAUAAUGUACUGCUAAGUGGAUUAAAAUCAAUGAACAGUCAGAUAAUGAAUAUGGCAAUUGAUUACAGCAGCCAUGUGAGAGUGGAGAAAGUGAGAAUAAGAGCACCAAGUGGAAGUCCAAAUACUGAUGGGAUUCAUGUAGAGAAUUCAAGGGAUGUUACCAUCACAGAUAGCAUCAUCCAAACUGGAGAUGACUGCAUUUCUCUUGGCCCUGGAUCCAUGAAUAUGUUGAUUCAAAAGAUUGGUUGUGGCCCCGGACAUGGCAUCAGCAUAGGAAGUUUGGCAAAUGGUUAUAAUGAAGCUGGAGUCCAGAAUAUAACAGUGGCAAAUUCAGUAUUCACCAAGACACAAAAUGGUGUAAGGAUAAAGUCAUGGGCAAGGCCAAGUGAUGGCUAUGCAAGAAAUCUCAUGUUCAGAAAUCUUGUUAUGAGGAACGUUGGCUACCCCAUCCUCAUUGAUCAAAAUUAUUGCCCCGAUAACAGUUGUCCUCACGAGAGUUCAGGAGUAAAGGUGAGUCAAGUGACAUACAAGAGUAUAAAGGGGACAUCUUCAACACAACAAGCCAUAAAAUUAGAUUGCAGCAAAACAAAUCCAUGCAGUGGUAUCACAUUACAAGAUAUAAAGCUCACUUUCGUGGACUAUCGUUUGAAAAGGCCAGCCUUAACCUAUUGUAGAAAUGCACAAGGGACACAUCACGGCACAGUUAUGCCCAAGAGUUGCUUCUAGAAACACCAUAUAAUAUUAUAUGGACUGGUGGGAGUAAUGACUAAUGAUAAUUAAUUAGUUUUACUAAAAUAGAUUUGCGUUACGGAAAGAUACAUAUACUUGCUGUGUAUAUAUUUCCGACUUCCCAGUAGAAAAGAAAAUAGGAAAAGAAGCUCAUUUCUCAUGAGUCUUAUUUUCUUGUAUUACUGGUCAUUUUUUUCAGUCUUGUGGGGUAGUUUUGAA
Lycium barbarum (goji berry) is the source of this 1416-nucleotide messenger RNA. Its product is annotated as polygalacturonase-like. The record is from RefSeq and is a predicted model, not a curated record. The transcript is spliced from 4 exons. Lineage: Eukaryota; Viridiplantae; Streptophyta; Magnoliopsida; Solanales; Solanaceae. Bases 19 to 1194 code for a protein of 391 amino acids. Gene Ontology annotation, molecular function: polygalacturonase activity. Gene Ontology annotation, biological process: carbohydrate metabolic process.